Molecule: messenger RNA, 4690 nt
Organism: Passer montanus (Eurasian tree sparrow)
Lineage: Eukaryota; Metazoa; Chordata; Aves; Passeriformes; Passeridae
Gene: CDS2
Product: CDP-diacylglycerol synthase 2
Exons: 12
Coding region: 248-1348 (366 amino acids)
Cellular component (GO): endoplasmic reticulum membrane
Molecular function (GO): phosphatidate cytidylyltransferase activity
Source: RefSeq, a predicted model, not a curated record
CUGGGGGGUGGUGGAGGCAGCCCAGGGUGGCUGCUAAAGCUGCUGGGCUCUGUGUGUGCUGCAGGAGUCAGAGUCUGAGAGCAGGCUGGAUGGAGAGACAGCGUCAGACAGCGAGAGCAAGUCUGAGUUUGGGGGGUCCUCCCCAGUGCCGACCUCAGAUGACACCCCAGAGGUGCUGAACAGGGCCCUGUCCAACCUGUCCUCGAGAUGGAAGAACUGGUGGGUGAGAGGCAUCCUCACGCUGGCCAUGAUCACCUUCUUCUUCAUCAUCAUCUACCUGGGCCCCAUGGUCCUGAUGACAAUAGUGAUGUGUGUGCAGAUCAAAUGCUUCCACGAGAUCAUCACCAUCGGCUACAACGUGUACCACUCCUACGACCUGCCCUGGUUCAGGACCCUCAGCUGGUACUUCCUGCUGUGUGUGAAUUAUUUCUUCUACGGGGAGACAGUGACAGAUUAUUUCUUCACGCUGGUGCAGAGGGAGGAGCCGCUGCGGAUCCUCAGCAAAUACCAUCGCUUCAUCUCCUUCGCCCUCUACCUGACAGGGUUCUGCAUGUUUGUGCUCAGCCUGGUGAAGAAGCACUACCGCCUGCAGUUCUACAUGUUUGGCUGGACCCACGUGACGCUGCUGAUCGUGGUCACCCAGUCCCACCUGAUCAUCCACAACCUCUUCGAAGGAAUGAUCUGGUUCAUCGUGCCCAUCUCCUGUGUCAUCUGCAAUGACAUCAUGGCCUACAUGUUCGGCUUCUUCUUCGGCCGCACGCCGCUCAUCAAGCUCUCCCCAAAGAAGACCUGGGAGGGUUUCAUUGGAGGAUUUUUUUCCACCGUUCUCUUCGGGCUGCUGCUGUCCUACGUGAUGUCGGGCUACCGCUGCUUCACCUGCCCCGUGGAGUUCAACAACGACACCAACAGCUUCACGGUGGACUGCGAGCCCUCCGAGCUCUUCCAGCUGCAGGAGUACAACCUGCCCGAGCUGCUGCACUCCCUGCUGGGCUGGAGGACCGUGAGGAUGUACCCCUUCCAGAUCCACAGCAUCGCCCUGUCCACCUUCGCCUCCCUCAUCGGGCCCUUCGGCGGCUUCUUCGCCAGCGGCUUCAAGAGGGCCUUCAAGAUCAAGGACUUUGCCAACACCAUCCCAGGCCACGGGGGCAUCAUGGAUCGCUUCGACUGCCAGUACCUGAUGGCCACCUUUGUCAACGUGUACAUUGCCAGCUUCAUCAGGGGCCCCAACCCGAGCAAACUGAUCCAGCAGUUCCUGACCCUGAGGCCAGAGCAGCAGCUGCACAUCUUCAACACCCUCAAAGCACACCUGGUGGACAGGGGAGUGCUGGGCAGCCUGGAGGAUGCAUAGGCAGGAGGUGGGAGCAGGACUGAGAGCACACAGGCCUCCCCCAGGGCAUCCCCUGAUUUAAGACAAUAACAAGGCCUCAUUUCACUGUAACUUUUCUUCCUUUCUCGGUAAAUGUUUGCAUUCGUGGUUUAUUUUAUUUUAUUAUUUUUUUCUAAAUAAUAUAUUUAUAGAGCUUUGGUUCAAACGAGCAAAUCUUGGGUUUGUAGCUGAGGAGGAGGUGAGGGUCGGGGGGAGCAGAGGGGGUGGCUGUCCUGCUGGGCUGCUCGGGGUGGCAGCUCUGGGGACCCCCACCCUGUGCUGAAUUGUCCCAGCAGCUCCUGCCUUGCACCAGGCAGAGGAUCCUGUGCUGAGCCCUUCCCAGCUGCAGCUCCUGCAGUGCCUCUCACGUUCCCUCCCUCCUGGGCAAGUUCAGAUUUCUGUGAGCACCCAAACCAGGAGCAGGCUGGGUGCAAGGAGCCCGGGGAGUGGCAGCUGUGGGUGGGAAUGUGGGAGCUGCAGAUUCCUCCAAAACCAAUGGCACUAAAUGAGAUUUAAAGAGCAUUGAAGCAAUUCCUGCCAGGUGAGAACGGCUCCUCCACACCUUGGUUUGUUUCCCCCAUUAAAUAACCCUUAGAAACCACACUUCAUUUCUCCAGGGCUGCAAACCCCACCGUGGAUAUUUGAAGGAGCCUGGGGAGCAGUUUCCAGCCCCUUUCCUUGCUGGGUGGGCUCCAGCUGCAGCUGGGGCUUUGUUUUCUUUCAGGGAUCAUGUCUGUUUGUUACUUGAGUUGUAGAAGUCGUGCUGCUGAGUUUACCAAGGUCUGUGUUGCAUUUCAGUCUGGGUUCAUUUCUCUGCAGGCUUCUGUCACUGAAUCUUGUCAGAAGUAGUUUCAGAAGUAGUUUGGACUUUAUAGCUGCAGGUUUUAUUGAAGUACUUUCCUUUAUUUUGUCAUACUUUUUUUUUUAUUAUUUAAAAAUGAGAGCCCUAAAGAUUGUAAAACUUUCCUUUUUUUUUUUUUUGUGACCAGAUAGUGAAAAUUUCCCCAUUUACACCUCGUGCAAACACAAGGGGACUGAUUUUCCUUCUUUCCAUAGUUUGUGCACGGGAGAGAGAAACUUCCCAUUAUUUUAACCUGGGGAGUGAGGGACAGGGAGAGCUCCUGCAGAAACACAUUGGAGUUUAAGAGGUUGCUGCCACAAACCUUCAGCCACACGUGAGCCCUGCACCUGCUUGGCACCAACAGAGAACAAAGCACCUGAAAACGCCCCAAAUUCCGAGCUUUUCACAGCCUGGGUGUGUGCACAUCACAGCACAGGUGCCAGCCUCUCUCUGUGGGCUGUGCCUCUGCUCCCUGGGCAGGGCUGGGUGGAGAGCACAGCUCCGAGCAGGCUCUGCUCUCACUGAGCUUUCUGUUUCUGCUGGCACAGCCCUGCCCUCAGCAGUCCAGGCUGGCUUUGCUGCUCAUACACAUUCCCCUGGCUGUGGAUUUCCCCUGUGGUUGCUCCCUUCCAGCUGGAAUUAGGUUUAUUUUCUGUCCAUGGAGCAGAUCUUGCUGCGAGCCCCUGACACAGAAACUGCAGAGGAGAAGGGAGUGCUUCCCAUGGCCCUGCCCAGGGGCAAUAUUUGGGCUGUGUUUGAUGUGGCAGUGCCCGGGGGCUCUCAGGAUUCUCCUGCCCUUUGCCCAAACCCCUCCCGUGCCUGUGGCUCCCAGGCAGAAGUGACAGUGUUGAUAAAUAUCCCAAAGCUGUGCUCUGUCCUUAGUGAGAGAUCCCUCCGUGGGUUUUUAGUCUCCUGCUCGUCUGCUUUAACCCUUUAGUUCCUCUGCUGCUGUGAGCAGCAGGGCAGAGCUUUGCUGCAGCUUUGGGGCAGGGCUGUCAGUGCUGGCUGUGGGCACUGGAGGGCAAAGCAGCUCCAGGGAGCAGCUGAGAGAGAGCAGCAGCUCUGCCUGGGCUGCCUGCCCUGUCAGAAAUUCAGAAAUGUCCUGGUCAGGAAUGAAUUCCCUGGUUAGAAAUGUCCUGAGCAGAAAUUCAUUCUGUGAUGAGAAAUGUCCUGAUCAGAAAUGCCCUGAUGAGAAAAUUUCCUGAUCAGAAAUUAAUUCCCUGAUCAGAAAAAUCUCUGAUCAGGCAGUGUCCUGAUUAGAAAAUUUCCUGAUCAGACAUUCCCUCACCAGAAGUUCCCUGAUCAGAAAUUCCCUGAUCAGAAUUCCCUGACCAGCUUUAUUCCUGCCCUUCCCUCCAAACCCGGGCUGCUCCUCAGGGGCAGAGCUGCCUGGGAAUGUUUUCCUGCAUGGAAAAAUCACCUUUAAAAGCCAUGAAAGGGUGGAACAGUGGAUGCAGGGAGGAGGAGGGAAGGCAGCUGUAUUUGGGGUGGUUGCAGGUCGUGCAGCUGAGCUCACAGGGCUGGGAGCUGCCUUCGGGAUGGAGGGGGGAUUAAAAUCUUCUCCCACCUCCUUUGCCGUGGGCAGGGAAUGUCCUGCAGGUCUGGUCUGAGCCUGGAUGGGGAAUUUGGGGAGGAUGGAAGCUGCCUCUGGCUUGGGCUGUCUCUGGUGCCCAGGGGUGCUGAACCUGGGGAGUUUGGGUGACAAAGGGACCCAGGCAGGGCUGGAGCUCAGCCUGGACAGAAGGUUGAGAGCAGGAGAGGAGCUGGGCUUUGUGUGGGCUGGGAGGAGGGGACAGCCCCCCUGGCAGGGUCCCAGCCUGCUCUGGGGCCACCAGAGGUGGCAGUGCCCACAGGGGUGGCACACCGGGCACACCCAGCUGAGGUUUGGGUUUGGACACGGGUUUGGGGCACAGCUGGGCCAGCUGUGGACACCUGGGUGGGAAUUUUGUCCCCUUCCAGGGAAUGUCACAUCCCAGGGAAUGUGACAUCCCAGGGAAUUGCCAUCCCAGGGAAUGUCACCCUCCAGGGAAUGUCACAUCCCAGGGAAUGUCACAUCCCAGGGAAUGUCACAUCCCAGGGAAUGUUACCCUCUAGGGAGUGUCACAUCCCAGGGAAUGUCACCUCCAGGGAUUGUCCCCUCCCAGGGAAUGUCCCUGUGUCCCCUGUGUGCAGGGAGCCCCAGGCCUGCCUGGGGGGUCCUGCCCUCUCCCCCUGGCCUGGCUGGGGGCCGGGCAGGGCUGGGUGUCCCCCCUGGGGACAGCUGUGUCCCCAGAGCCCCGUGGCAGCUCUGUGCUCCUGUGCAGCCCCUGCUCUGCAGCCCUGGCUGUUCUUUCUCUGUGCUUUGUUUUUGGUUCCAGUUCUAGCUGCACACGUAGAGUUGCCUUCCUUUGACCGAAUGUUCGAAUGUGAAAUAUUGUAUAUUUUAAAGUAUUUACCCUAUUUAUAUACUGUAUGUUACUGUUAAAUAAAUAUAAAUUCCAUUA